Callorhinchus milii (elephant shark) is the source of this 747-nucleotide messenger RNA. Its product is annotated as doublesex- and mab-3-related transcription factor 1. Gene Ontology annotation, cellular component: nucleus. Gene Ontology annotation, molecular function: RNA polymerase II cis-regulatory region sequence-specific DNA binding; DNA-binding transcription factor activity, RNA polymerase II-specific. Gene Ontology annotation, biological process: sex differentiation; regulation of transcription by RNA polymerase II. The transcript is spliced from 6 exons. The coding region runs from base 1 to 708 and encodes 235 amino acids. The record is from RefSeq and is a predicted model, not a curated record. Lineage: Eukaryota; Metazoa; Chordata; Chondrichthyes; Chimaeriformes; Callorhinchidae.
AUGAAUGAGUUAUACCUGAAGGAGAGUGAAAGUAUGGAGGAGAGCAUUGGAGAGGGGCGCUUGCAUCUUCAGGACAUUCCAUCUAUAACCAGCAGAGGGCACCUGGAAGCCACCCCGGACCUGGUAGUGGACUCUUCCUACUACAGCAACUUUUAUCAGCCAUCUCUGUACCCAGCUUAUUACAACAACCUUUACAACUAUCCACAGUACCAGAUGGCAGUGGCAGCAGACUCGCCUGCUUCUGACGUGGGCUCCACACUGGGAGGGACAACUGUGAAAAACAGCCUUCGGGGGCUUUCAGCGUCCAUGGUGACUGGUCAGACAACAAACCAGUGGCAGAGAAAUGAAAGUGACGAGAAGCAGAUGAAAACUCCAGAGAGCCGGUUUUCAGGCCACGGUGUGACUCCGCAGUACAGGAUGCAUACCUACUACCCCACUGCCUCGUAUCUUGGCCAGGGCUUGAGCACGGCUGCUUGUGUCCCUCAGCUCUUCACCCUGGAAGAUGGUUCCUCUUUCUCAGAUGUUAAAUCCAAUGGAUUCACCCACUUUGGAUUGCCUAUCUCCAAUACACAUCUAAACCUUUUAUUCGGAGGCGAUGAACUUUGCGUUCAUCAAGUAUUUUCACCUUCCAGUAGUCAGGACUCUGGUCUGAUCUCUCUGUCCAGCACUUCGCCCACCAGCACCGGGAGCCUUAAACAAGAGUGUUAGUAUAUCACCGAGUCCGGCGCCUUCUCUGUCAACUCCACC